Molecule: messenger RNA, 1359 nt
Organism: Solanum tuberosum (potato)
Lineage: Eukaryota; Viridiplantae; Streptophyta; Magnoliopsida; Solanales; Solanaceae
Product: probable serine/threonine-protein kinase At1g09600
Exons: 6
Coding region: 1-1359 (452 amino acids)
Biological process (GO): protein phosphorylation; positive regulation of transcription elongation by RNA polymerase II
Cellular component (GO): cyclin-dependent protein kinase holoenzyme complex; nucleus
Molecular function (GO): ATP binding; RNA polymerase II CTD heptapeptide repeat kinase activity
Source: RefSeq, a predicted model, not a curated record
AUGGGUUGUGUAGUAGGCAAGGGUUAUAGUUUCAUGACUCCGGAAAGACUUGAGAGGAUGAAAAAUGAGAAUGGUUAUGUUAAAGGAAAUGGAGUUGAAAAACAACGACGAAGAGAACAACAACAACAACAAAUGAGGGAUAUUGCUCGAAUUCGCGAUCAAGAAGGGAAUCAUGUAGAACUUGAUCAAGAAGAGAAAAGAAAUGGAAAUAAUGGAGUUAAAAUAGGAAUAAUUGAUAAUGGUAGGAAAAUAGGAGGAGACGAUCAAUUGGUGGAUGGAUGGCCGAAAUGGCUUGUUGAUAAUAUUCCUAAAGAGGUUUUGCUUGGUUUAGUACCAAAGACUGCUGAUUCAUAUGAAAAACUUGAUAAGGUAGGUCAAGGGACAUAUAGCAAUGUGUAUAAAGCUAGAGAUAGAAAAAGUGGGAAAAUAGUAGCCUUAAAGAAGGUUAGAUUUGAUACAAGUGAACCAGAAAGUGUGAAAUUUAUGGCAAGAGAGAUUAUAAUAUUGAAGAAACUUGAUCAUCCAAAUAUUAUAAAGCUUGAAGGAUUAGCUACUUCAAGAAUGCAUUAUAGUCUUUAUUUGGUUUUUGACUUUAUGCAAUCUGAUUUAACUAAACUUAUCAAUCACACUCAAGGAAUUAGACUCACUCAGCCUCAGAUAAAAUGUUACAUGGAGCAAUUGUUAUGUGGACUCGAACAUUGUCAUGAAAGAGGAAUAUUGCAUAGAGAUAUUAAAGGGUCAAAUUUGCUAAUAGACAAAAAUGGGAUACUAAAAAUAGGUGAUUUUGGACUUGCAAAUUUUUAUGAAAGAAAGACAAAGAUUCCCCUUACAAGUAGAGUUGUGACACUUUGGUACAGAGCACCAGAAUUACUUUUGGGUUCCACUAAUUAUAGUGUUGGAAUUGAUCUUUGGAGUGCUGGUUGUCUUUUGGCUGAAAUGUUUGUUGGAAGACCUAUUUUGCCUGGUAGAAAUGAGAUUGAACAACUUCACAAGAUAUUUAAGUUAUGUGGUUCACCGACAGAAGAAUAUUGGAAGAAAGUGAAGCCACCAACAACAUUUAGACCACCGCAACACAAGCCAUGUUUUGGGCAAAUUUUCCCAAAUUUGCCUCAUUCUGCUUUUCCCCUUUUAUACACACUUUUGUCCGUUGAGCCUCACUUGCGUGGCACUACUUCUACUGCCCUUCAAAAUGAAUUCUUUACAACAAGCCCAUUAGCAUGUGGGCUCUCUGAACUGCCUGUUUUCAAAGUGGAAGACGAUGGGCCGGCCCAAUCCAUUGAUAUCACAAGGAAAAGCAAGGGGAGUCAAGUAACCAAAGCCAAGAUAUGGUUGAAAGUAGUAGUAAUUCAUUUUCCUUAA